AUGGCAAGCAAUACAACUCUAAAUGAUCUAAAAUGUUAUAUAUGUGGAGAAAUUUACACAAAUCCAGUAGUUAUUUCUCAAUGUGGUCAUUCAUUUGAUCGUCAAUGUAUCAUUCGAUAUAAUUAUUGUCCGAUAAGAGAUUGUAAUAUUCCUUUAUCUGAAUAUUCUUUAUUAGAAAAUGAUAAUAUUAAAGAACUUAUUCAUGAUUAUAAACAAUCAAUAGGAAAUAUUUAUGAAAUAUUUUUAUUAGAUACAAGUACAUCAAUGUGGUAUUCAGAUUCUUUUACUGGUCUUUUUGGUACAGGUAGAUUUUAUCUAGCAAUUCAAUUUUUAAAUGAAAUUUUUCAACGAAGAUGGAAUUCAACUACAUAUCAAAUCUCAUUAAUAACAUUUGAUAAACAUCCUGAAGAACAUUUUUCAUUUCAGACUAUACGUCAACAUCAUUCUAAAAUUCUUGAAAAACUUACACCAACUGGUUCACCUACAUGUUUAUUUGAUGCUAUAAAAUUCUCUUUAGAAAAAUUCGAAAAAUUAAAUCAAAUUCUUAAUCGUUCGACAACACGAUCUAUUUAUAUUCUUACUGAUGGUGGUGAUAAUUUUAGUUCAACUGGAAAUGAAAAACAUUAUAUUAAAUUUAUAAAAGAAUAUAGUAAAAAAUUAAAUAUUCUUGGAAAUAUAAUUCUAGUUGGUGAUAAAAAUAUAUUUCAUACAAAAAAUCUUUGUGAAAAUAUUAAUUAUCAGUUUCAUCAUUUUAAUAGUGAUAAUAUACUAGAAUUUGUUCGUUCAUUUUUAUUAUCAUCAAAUCUUUAUUAA
Molecule: messenger RNA, 813 nt
Organism: Rotaria sordida
Lineage: Eukaryota; Metazoa; Rotifera; Eurotatoria; Philodinida; Philodinidae
Source: the annotation of a GenBank genome assembly